This is a messenger RNA of Paramuricea clavata, 18509 nucleotides long. The record is from the annotation of a GenBank genome assembly. Lineage: Eukaryota; Metazoa; Cnidaria; Anthozoa; Malacalcyonacea; Plexauridae.
AUGAGAGAUUUUACAACCAGCUCGAAGUCAAAAUCGCGCAUCAAGAGAACAAAAGAAAGUGCAAGGCCUGGUAAGGUUAUGAUGUCGAUGAUGUACUAGAAAUGUUCUAUGAAAUACUACAUUUUUAAUAUAUAAACUUUGAUAUAGAUUUAUUAUAUUAUAGAUUUAUUUGUAUAUAGAUUUAUUAUGCAGCACCAUUGUUUGCAUGUAAGGAGGGCCCCCUAUGCCUCUUCACAAUAUGCUUUCACGUAAAAAUAUUUUGCCUUUUCACGAGUCACGGAUUAAGAAAAUCAUCGAUCACGUUUCACGGCUAAGUAAAAUAAGCCCUUCACGCAAAACGUAUAGGGGGCCCGAUCACGUUUCACGGCUAAGUAAAAUAAGCCCUUCACGCUUCACACAAAAAGUAUAGGGGGCCCUCUGUAAGUGAUCUGGGGUGAAUGCCCAGAGUGUAAAGUUUUGCCUUUGGAGGAAUUUAACCCAUUGAGCCGCAAUGCGCCCUACUUAUUUUUCUUGCUUGUCUAACGCCAGAUGAUUUUACUCGUCAAUGGGGAAGCUCUGCAGCUUAAUGGGUUAAUUUCCUGCACAAAAAUUCUUCCAAUCAUGGAAAUCUGCACAAAAUUUUUCAAAUUGUAACAAACUGCAAAUGAUUUCUAAAGAUUCUGCAGAAAAUGCCUUGGUGAACCAAGGACCAAGCAGAUCAUUUGUUAUCUUCCUAUGAUAAAAACAUUUUCUGACUGCAGGAUCCAUUGGUCUGCCAUCUAUAGCAUAGACAAUCGCUGGUUGUUUCUUGAAAUCAUAACCUAAAAUAUUUCCUCCUUAUGUCGAGGGAAAUGUUUUAAAAUUUGAAUUAUGACACAAUCUUAAAAACUGCAGUAUUCCCUAAAAUUGUGGGAAAUGCCAUUUCAGAGAGUAAAAAUUUCAUUCUCAGGCCCUACGCCCAGGGGAGUGGUAUCUUUGACACCACAUAGCCACUUACUUAAUUAAUGUUUAUGUAUUGUUGAUUUGUUGUAAUGCCAACUGAUCACACUCAUCAAAAAAAAAUUUCCUACCUGAUUUUUCAGGAAAUUGAAACUGGAACCACCGUCUAGCUUUUAUUAGGUACUUUGGUGAAAGUCAGAUUGAUAUUUUUCUAUUUUAGAACUUAAGGUGGAUGGCUGGACAAAAUACAACUUUCACAAUACAUUUGAUCUCCGCCUCGAUAGUUUUACAGACGAUGUCCCAAGGAUUAACUACAAUGAAACCUCGCAUGACGAGUUCAUCAAGAAAUACGAGAGACCACUGAGACCUGUGGUGAUCACAAAUUGUCUGGAUUCUUGGCCGGCCAUGAGAAGAUGGACUUUAGAAGUAAUGUCUAUUUGGACUAGAUAAGCUCUAUCAUUUCUGAACUGUUCUUCCUUGAGGUCCAGUAAGGAUCAUCUCUUAUUGAUCCAGUGUUACUACAGGAGGUUCCUAAACUAAACUAACUUUAAUUAUACUGGAUAGCUCUAUCAGUUCUAAACUGUUCUUCCUAGAGGUCCAGUAAGGAUCAUCUCUUAUUGAUCCAGUGUUACUACAGGAGGAAGCUCUAUCAGUUCUUAACUGAUUUUCAAAACAAUGAAAAGGCAAUGGAGCGUUCUGACUACUGGAUCGUGACUUUUGUUAUCCUAAUUGUUGCAUUAUAGAAAAGUGUAAAAAAUGACAAAUAGUGUUUCAGGAAUAAAUUGUCUAUAUCUUCAUGUACCAUUUCCAGAGAUUGGUGAAGAAAUAUAGAAAUCAGAAAUUCAAAGUUGGUGAAGAUGAUGAUGGUUACUCUGUGAAGAUGAAACUGAAAUAUUACAUGGAGUAUGUUAAAACAACAACUGAUGACAGUCCUUUAUAUAUUUUCGAUAGUUCAUAUGGUGAGGUAAGGUGAAGAAACCAUUGAUUAUUGACUAGCAUAUUUUAGCCAUCUCCUAACUCUACUGUUUCUUGUUUUACAGCACCAUAAAAAGAAACGAUUGGUAGAAGAUUACGAAGUUCCAAAAUAUUUCGCUGACGAUUUAUUUCGAUAUUGUCGCGAAUCUAAAAGGCCGCCUUAUAGGUAUGGCCAAUUGAAUCCUGUGUUUAAAUGCCUGCUUGCAUUGUACUUAUGGACAUUGAAUUUGUUGAAUAACAGCACUUCUAGUUCAUGUAAAGGCCAUGUUACUCUGGCCAUAUUUGCUACGACUUGCAAUGCAACCUCAAACACAGAGCCAAUUUGUUAUACAUCUAAAAGCAAUGUGAAUUUCCAUACAAUUGUUGAAUUUCAAGACGUUUCAUUUUUUCAACUUUAAUUUCAACUUUGGGAAAACGAAAUUUUGGAUUGUCAGGGCAGAGUCUCUAAACAUGUCCAUAUCAGAAAAUGUUUAGUCUGUUGUUUCUUGGCUCCUAACAGCCACACUAUUUACUUUGUCUGUAGAUGGUUUGUGUUGGGUCCAGCUCGCUCAGGGACUGGUAUCCACAUUGAUCCCCUCGGCACUAGUGCCUGGAAUAGCCUGAUAUCCGGGCACAAACGCUGGGUGAUGUUUCCUACACAUGUGCCAAGGGAGGUGGUGAAAUUAACGUCCAUUGAGGGAGGAAAUCAGAAAGGAGAAGCCAUAACUUGGUUUAAUACAAUGUACCCAAAAAUUAAAGAUCCCUCAUGGCCUAAAGAAUAUGCACCGGUAGGGAGUGGGACUUGUUUAUACUGCAUAACUCUAUCAGUUCUAAACUGUUCUCUCUUUUGGUAUAGUAAGGAUCAUUCUUCAUUGGUCUAGUGUUACUACAGGAGAAAACCUAAAUUAAACUGAUUUUAUUUAAACUGAAUAGCUCCAUCAGUUCUAAACUGUUCUAUCUAGAGGUCUAGUGAGGGUCAUCUCUUGUUGAUCCAGUGUUACUACAGGAGGAAACCUAAUUUAUACUGGAUAGCUCUAUCAGUUCUAAGCUGUUCCCCCUAGAAGUCCAGCAAGGAUCAUCUCUUAUUGAUACAGUGUUACUACAGGAGGAAACCUACAUUAAACUAACUUUGUUUAUACUGGAUAGCUCUGUCAGUUCUAAACUGUUCUUCCUAGAGGUCUAGUAAGGAUCAUCUCUUUAUAUUUUAUUUAUACUGGAUAGCUUUAUCAUGCAGUUCUAAACUGUUCUCUCUUAUUUUAAUCUUUCAGCUGGAACUUCUACAAUCUCCUGGUGAAACAGUUUUUGUUCCCGCUGGCUGGUGGCAUGUUGUGUUAAAUUUAGACACGACUGUUGCUGUCACUCAGAACUUUUCUAGUCCGACCAACUUUCACAUCGUUUGGCCAAAAACGAUCAGGUAUUACAAAGAAAAGAGUUCAAAUUUCGAAUUACUGUUAUACUAUAGUUGUUACUAUAAUCAUUGAAAUUUUUACUUUUCAGAGGUCGACCCAAACUUUCUAAACAAUGGUAUCAGAGGUUACAGGUGUGUAUAAAUUGCAGUGAAGAAGAUAAUUUUUCGAAAUAAUGGUUUCUGUAUUAGAUGCAAUUCAAGCAUGCAGCGUUGAACAGAGCCUUCGCGACGUUUCAAUUUAUUAUAUACUCUCGAAGGCUCUGGAAUCCAGGGUAGCAGUAUACUAGUUCUGGCAUAAAUAAAGUUAGUUUAGUUUGGGUUUCCUCCUGUAGUAACACUGGAUCAAUAAGAGAUGAUCCUUACUGGACUUCUAGGAAGAACAGUUUAGAAUUGAUAGAACUAUCCAGUAUAAAUAAAGUUAGUUUAGUUUAGGUUUCCUCCUGUAAUAACACUGGAUCAAUAAGAGAUGAUACUUACUGGACCUUUUUGGAGAACAGUUUAGAACUGAUAGAGCUAUCCAGUAUAAAUAAAGUUAGUUUAAUUUUUCAGAGACAACGUCCAGAACUUAUUGAGAUAGCUGACAGAACGGGAACGGAUGGUGACGCUGGCGUCCAGUCUGAUUCAUCCAGCUCGUGCUCAUCGUCGUCCUCGAGUUCAAGUGACAGUGAAACCUCGGACAGUGAACAGAGAGCGGAGAAUAGAAGAAAUAACAAUCAUAUAAAGAAAAGGUGAGCUACCAUACCAUACCAUACCAUGGUAAACCAUACCUAAAAAAAUUGAGAUGCAUACGGAUUAAUCCCUAUCCAUCUCAAUUUUCUGGUGUUUUUCAGUUUUUGCUAUUAUAGAUAUAUGCUGUCAUAGUUCGUUCGAGUUCAUACCAUGCAACCAUACCAUAUACUAAACUAUGUCAUACAAUACCAUGCCAUAUUGCCAUGCUAUACUAUACAGCACGCAAGAUGAUCAUCCAUGCAUAAAUCAACGCAAUGGUGAAGUUUUCUUUUUCUAAAGAAAUUGUAAUAAUAGUAUUAUAGUGCAUAUUGUCGCUAUACGAUACAUACAGUGUAAUUGCAGUCUACUUUUGACAAAUUGCUUUGGCCUCAAAAAGUCUUCAAUAAUUUUGAGAAACAUUCUUUUCACGGAAAAAGGUGGUGUUUUCUAGAAAGCCAGACGUAUAACCAGUAACCUGCUUUUCGUAUCUGAGGUAUAUAACCCUUAACAUAAGAUAAAAAUGAUAUUAUUUUAAAAUUGAUGACAAUUUAUCUUUGUAAAGCGCACGAUUUUCCGCUCUUCGGAAUUUAAAGCAGCUUCUUAAACAGUUUCUUUAUGCAAAAAAUUUACCUAUGUCAAGCUUUUAUGCACUUGUGAGUUCAGCCGAGUGCUAAGGCAUUCAAAUUCUAACAAUACGUUAUUUCAAUAGUUUGUUUUUUUGGAACACCCUGUAGCGUAAACCGCAGCCUCACAUUGAAUAGCUGUUCUCCCUGGAUGUCCAAUAAGACCACUGAUGCCGGGAAUGGUCCAUUGUUACUGCCAGAGGAAACCAGGAAAAUAUAUCAGUUCUAAAGUGUUCAAGGUUCAAACUAUGGGUCCAGCAAGGGGCUUGUGUAAAAUAGAUAACAUUUUGAAAUUUAUGCACCGCUUCAAUCUUCUUUACAUGACGUACCUGCUGUAAUUACCAGUAAUCCCAAAUUAAAUAGGAAAAAUCCGUAGACGCUACCACAAACAAUCAUUUAUUUUUUAUGUAUUUUCUUGCUAAAAUUCCAAUUUUCGUCUGUAAUAUUGUAGUCAGGUAGUUCAAGAUUAUGUUUAUUUUAAAGGUUAGUGCGAAUAUUUUGUUUUAACUAAUAAUUUUUGCUGAAGAAUUUGGAAAAUUUUCAAGACAUGGUUUUGUAAUUUUGACAAUUAUUUCAUUGAAUAUAGGGCAUGUUUUUUUUAUUUAAUAUCAAGUAGAAAUGCUUAAGCUGUUGAUAGUUUCACGGUUUUCAAAGAGAAAUUGUUAUAUCGCUCGUAAGGUAUACAAAGACUAUUUUUGAUUUUGAUUUUAAAUGUGUUUAAACAUCCUGUCAAGUUCCGAUUUGGAUGAAAAUAUUUACAAAUUAGCUUCUAGUAUAAACAUACGGAAGUGUUUUGAAACGGGGGUUUGAAAAUGGGUAUGAAAAUAUUGUACUGUAGUUGCAGAAAUUGUAUUUUUGUUAAAUGAAUGUGAAAAGUACUUGAAUUGACACUUGACAUCUUGAGGCACUUUCAUAACGAAAAUAAUUGACAGAUGUGACAUCUGCCAGGCAUAUUUAUGUCCGAUUUUAUACACUACACAACUUUUGCCUAAAGCUGUCGUUUGCAACCUGCUUACAACUUGAAAAUUUAAACCAAGCACACAAUUAACUCACCUACAACAACAUAGACAACUAAGACAAGUUGUGAGCUUGAUUUACACUGUACGACUCGAGUUAUAAGUAUACAACCGUUUUAGGCAGACGUGUACUCGUGUAGUGUGAAUUGGCCUUCAGGGGUUGACAACCUUGCAGUUGUUUCUAACAGGUGAUAUCAGUUAAUUUGGCAUCCGGCUGUGUCUUAAGGUACAUUUGCACACAACAAUGAAUCGAGCAGACUUCAGGUUUUGCCGAAUCUUAAUGACAAAUGUUUUCAGUUGCCAAUGUCAUCAGAUGAUGUUGACAGCAUAUGUUUCAAAUAUCAUUUACUUAAUCGGCCCAAUUAAUUGUUGUGUGCAAACAUACCUUUAAACAGACCUUUAACAAGACCCUAAGACAUUCACCCUAACAUCCGCAGGGAAUAGACCUGGACUCUUGUCCUGGUCAAUCUCUUGGACCGUGUGACGUGAUACGAAACCUGAGAAUUGGUUUAUAUUCAAUCUAGAAAUACCGAUGGCCACAUCCUAUGUAAAGGCUUUGUAUGACUACCAUUCUGGUGAAACUGGCGAUCUGAACUUCAGUGCAGGAGACGUCAUUCAAGUUUUAAACCAGAUUGACGAGAAUUGGAUCAAGGGUGAACAUGAUGGGAACAUUGGUUUAUUCCCUGCAAACUUUGUCGAACCAUUGGUUGCUUCUGCAGCCAAUGAAAAGGAAACAUCUGCUUCUGCCAUUGGAAAUAUAGUAUCUAAUACUCCUGGAAAGACUGUAGUUGCAAAAGAAACAUAUAUAAGCGGUCAUGACGGUGUGCUGACGUUUUUUCGAGGCGAUGAGUUGACAUUUUUAGGUCGUGUGGAUGAGUAUUGGUGUCAGGGAAGCUUUGCCGGUGAAGUUGGCCUUUUCGCUGCACACCUGGUCGACGGCUUGGAUGAUGUCCCCCCACCGCCCCAACUCCAUGAGCCAAGACACCAAAUCACUACAGCAACUGAAUCAACAACAUUGCAGGAAAAUCCUACCAAGCCAAGUCCCCACGAACCCCAUGCAAAAACAUUGUUCAAUUUCAAAGGGUUGUCCAAUAUUGAACUAAGCUUUCCAGCAGGACAAAUCGUCAUCCUGACAAAAGAUAUAGAUACAGAAUGGUUUGAGGGUACUUAUGAUGGAAGCACAGGAAUUUUCCCGAAAAGUUUUGUGGAAGUUUUGCGACCAUUACCCAAAGGCCAUCAGUUAGCCGAGAGCCAGCCAUUUUCAACAAACCAGCCGUUGCCCAAGAGCCAAGCACCAAAUGUAAAAUCAGAAACUCUAGAUGUUCCAUAUGCUAUAACGGUUUAUCCGUUUGUCGGUGAGACUUCGUCAGAGCUAUCAUUUAGAGAAGGUGAGACCAUCCUUCUUCACCAGUGGGUUAGCUCGGAAUGGAUAAAAGGGGAGUGUAAUGGUCAGAUAGGGAUUUUUCCGUCGACCUUUGUUCAGAUUGAGAAAGGACUACCACAGGAUUUUGAAGAACUGUCGGGAGCGGCUACACUCCCUGGUGAGGGAGCUACCUCUUUUGGGGAUGAGGAAGGUCUCCCUCAUGCCCAAGAAGAGAUAGUGUACUCAUUAAAGACCGGCGACAAGGCAUUGGCUAUUUAUAAUUAUGCUUCCGAUAUUGAGGGGGACUUGCAUUUUGAAGUUGGGGAUAUGAUUUGGAUUGAGCAAAUUAUUGACGAGGAGUGGGUUUUGGGACGAAAAGGUGAAAACAUUGGGCUUUGUCCAGCCGUGUUUCUUGAGCUACAGUCAGAUGAAUUGAAAACUAAUCAGUAUAAUGAAACUACACAAAGGAAUGAACUUGGCUUAUCAGAAUCAGUUAGUCCAAUGACAAAUAGUGGUCCUACUCCAGUGUUGGUAAACUCAGCUGGAUCAAAAGGUAAUCAUGUACCACCAUCUUCUCAGAACAAAUCAAUGUAUGUGGGAUCAACUAGACCUAAGACAAAGACUAGUUCCAUUUCUGGUUUGACAAUAUCAGCUGAACUCAAAACUAAUCAUUUUCCAUCUUUGCAAACCCCGUCAAGCAGAAAUGCCUCUACAGUCACAACUGCACCUGAAAUUCAACUUUCUCCCGCCUCUCCUCUUGCUGAAAACCCACCUAACCAACCACAAACUAAACCUUUAAACCAAACGACAACCAAACCACCACAGUUGAAACCGACCACUCUUUCACUCGGCCCCAAACUACCUCUUGCUCCAAAGCCGCUCAUCUCACCCAAACCAGAUUUCUUAAAGAAGCCGGUUAAGCCUGUUUCAUCACCAGUAAAACCAGUCCUACCACCUAAACCUGUUACACCUACGAAGAAAAGUCCUGGAUUUUCAAAAACAAAUGGUAAUUAGAUUUGUUUUAGUAUGUGUUGUAUAGUGUAUUUUCUAAGAUAUGUGCUGUAUAGUGUUUUUUUUUUAAGAUUUUGCCUGUCCUUGCACUUGAACAAGUUAAUACAAAAUUUAACUAAUCAGAUUUUUUUUCUUUCAAAUCUCAAGGGAACAAGUGGGUGACGUUUGAAGAUCAAAACGAAACUCCGUCCUCCAAAUCUGCCCCUCCAUCGAGAAACAAAACCUUGAAAGGCUCGCCCAGUAUGUCUUAUAAAGCCUUAAUGGACAAAUCUAUAGAUGAUGAUCUUACAUCUCCACUCCCCCCUGAACGUCCAGUCCCCCCGCCCAGGCCGUCCACUCCCGAUGCACUGUCGAUGAAACUAAUGGAACAGGCAGAACAGUUUGAGAAGAGUGGUUCAAGACAGAAUUCACCUUCAUUAAAUGAGCUCAGAGAAUUGUCAAAGUCCCAGAAACCAGUUCCGGCUAAAAGAAGCAAGCAGUCUGCAAGGCCUUUGACUGAGCAAGGUAUUGUUAUGGUAUCCAGUAUGGUAUGGAUUGUGUGGUAUGGUGUGGUGUGCUGUAAUUAGUAUAAGAUGUGUGGUAUGGUGUUGUGUACACAGUAUGGUAUGGUAAGAUAAGAUGUAUGGUAUGGUAUGGUGUAGUGUACAUUGUAUGGUAAGAUGUGAUGUUUGUGGUAUUGUAUGGUGUGGUAUUGUGUGGAAUUGUGCGGUGUAGUGUGGAUUGUGUGCUGUGGUAUGAUAUGAUAUGAUAUGGUAUGGUGUGUGGUGUUAAAAUAAAUCCACUUAAUUCUAGAUCAAGGUGGUUCAAACCAAGGUUUUCCAAUCCUGGAUGAACUGGAUGAGCAGAUUACAAAGUUGAACAACGAAUUACAGGUUUGUUAGGCCAAUUGUUAAUAAACUACUAUGCCCGGAAAAGGCAGUUUCAAUCUCGAUAAUUGUCUAUGAGGGCUAUCGGAAAGUUCAUGUUCUCACUAUGAAACUCUUGUUAUAAUUAUAUUUUUCUCUCACCUUCCAAUCAGAAAGAAAAUAAAGUAUUGUUAGGAGUGGAGGUUUUAAUAGAGGCUGUGAACAAAGAUACGUCGAGACAUGGAGAGCUGGAGUCGAAGAAAGGAAUUACUAAAAGAAAGAUUGAAGAAUUGAAAAGACAGCUGAAGAAAGCUGAAGGUAAAACAGACCUACCCAAUGGAUGAUUCCAGCUUUAGACUAAAUUUUGAUCUAGGCAAGAAGAACAAAAUCCAACAGCACAGCUAGAAAGAGCAUGUUAAAAUUAGUAAGAUUGCAAAGUUUGGUUGCGAAAUGUUGUAAAAUGAGGAAAAUAUAUAUAGCCCUGUGAAAUUGCAAAUUUUGUAUUAAUUUGUAUUACGUACGGGAAAAUGCACCACUUUCGGUUCAAAUGUAGUGCAUUUUCCCGUGCGUAAUACAAAUUAAUACAAAAUUUGAUCACUCGCAUGUCUAGUUACCACUGUUUUGAUAAUGUACAGGUAAGCAUAGAAUGGAACAAAGGUAAUCAAGCAUUUAAAUUAUUCACUGUAUAUCAUGAAUUGGUUGUCAACGGGCAAGAACGCGCAUUAGUUGAUCAGCUCCUUCGUAAAAGUUAACAUUUACUUUAUAUUUAAAUAGACCAAAAGAAACGUCUUGUAAAGCUCUUGGCUGGAUAUACCUCGCAAGAGCAAAUACACUUGAAAAUUCAGCAAUUACAAGAGAGCAUUAAGGUACUUACUGGACUUCAAGGGAGAACAGUUUAGAACUGAUAGAACUAUCCAGUAUACAUAAAGUUAGUUUAGUUUAGGUUUCGUCCUGUAGUAACACGUUGGAUCAAUGAGAGAUGAUUUACUGGACCUCUAGAGAGAACAGUUUAGAACUGAUAGAGCUAUCCAGUAUAAAUAAAGUUAGUUCAGUUUAGGUUUCCUCCUGUAGUAACACUGGAUCAAUAAGAGAUGAUCCUCACUGGACCUCUAGGAUUAGCAGUUUAGAACUUGUAGAGCUAUAUGUGAGGUUAGUAAGAGAUGGCCCUUACUAGACAGAGCUGUAUAUAUACUGUGCAAUAAGUGCAUGGUCUUUGUUACAACAUAGGAAAAUAUAGAGACGAAGAAAAAUUUGCAGUCGUUGUUGUCUGAAUGCGAAGAGGAAGAAGUCCGCAAUGAACUCCUGGACAACAUCACAUUUUGUGACGAGGCAAUCAAAAAUUUGAAAUCAGAAUUAAGCUCUUUAGAAGGUAGGUCGGCAAGCUUGAACUAUUGAACGGUAGCCGCUCGUAUGAUGUUACGCAAGUCUAUCUUGCCUUGGACAUUAAGGCCAGUUUAAAUUUUCACGUGACAGUUACUUGAAUAGCGAUUGUUGUGUUUUAUAGACCUCGUUGCUCAGCUCGAAGGAAAGGUUUUGGGUGAGGGUUCAGGAAAAGACGUGACACAUCGUAAAAAAGUGAUCGAUGAAAUAUUGAACACGGAGAAAUCAUUUGCUCGGGAUUUGAAUCUUUGUUUGAAGAAUUUCAUGAUGCAACUUAUUGAAUGGAAGGUACGUUGAAUGGUAGAGUUGAUGAUGGUGAUAGUGAUGAUGGUGGUGGUGUUAGUGAUGGUGGUGAUGAUGAUGGUGAGAAUGAUAGUGAUGAUAAUGGUUAGAGUGAUGAUAAUGGUUAGAAUGAUGAUGGUGGUGAUGAUGAUGGUGGUGAUGAUGUUGUUGGUGGUGGUGAUGAUGAUGGUGGUGAUGAUGAUGAUGUUGGUAGUGGUGAUGAUGAUGGUGGUGGUGGUGGUGAUGAUGAUGAUGGUGGUGGUGGUGGUGGUGUUAGUGAUGGUGGUGAUGGUGAGAAUGAUAGUGAUGAUAAUGGUUAGAGUGAUGAUAAUGGUUAGAGUGAUGAUGGUGGUGAUGAUGAUGUUGGUGAUGAUGUUGGUAGUGGUGAUGAUGGUGGUGAUGAUGAUGGUGGUAUUAGGGAUGGUGAUGGUGGUGAUGAUGAUGGUUAGAGUGAUGGUAGUGAUAAUGGUUAGAGUGAUGGUAAUGAUGAUGGUAGUGGUGGUGGUGGUGAUGAUGAUGAUGAUGUUGAUGAUGAUGGUAGUGAUAAUGAUGAUGUUGGUGAUGAUUAUGUUGGUAAUGGUAGUGGUGAUGAUGAUGGUGGUGGUGAUGGUGGUGAUAAUGGUGAUAGUGGUUAUUAUAAUGUUGCCUUGAAGAAGUAAUUUAUCUUGAUAAUCAUUACGCUAUGAAUUUUUUUUCUUUCUACUUACCGUUUUCAUUGUCUUGCACUAGGUUGAGAUGGUUGACUGUGCUUUAUUAUUUGGUAAUAUGGAUGAGGUGGCAGCCUUAUCGAUCAGACUGUUAGAAAGAUUGGAAACUGCCACCACAGAUAUAGAUAUUCAUCACCAAAUCAUUGGUUAGUAAAGUAUCACUGGAUUCUCCAUUUCUGCAAUACUUUUAGUUUUCCUGUCUAAAUGACUUAUGUGUGCUGGACACUGUUUGAUCCUUAUAUUUGCAGGCACAUGCUUCGUUGAUUUUUCUGAGGAAAUGACGAUUGUUUAUGGAAGGCUAGUCAGCGAUCUUGCCUUGUAAGGCAAAUGACAGCAAUGGCAAACAUUUAUGGCGAUCUGGCAAACAGCAAUGGCAAAACAGCAACGCAUAAGGAAAUGUUAAAACGUUAAUGUUAAACAGGUGCAGGAAAUGUUAAACAGGUGCAGGAAAUGCGUUUGAAUGAAGAUUUGCUAUUUAAAAAUUGAAAAACCUUAACACCCAUGUCCCACUAUGGGCGCAACCACAUAUGGUUGACAGACAUUAUUCCUUGAAUUUAAAACCAUGGUCAGUUAGAACUCUAUAUGUUUAUGCACAUGCAGAUUUAGCACAAAAAUACUCCGUUGCUCUGCAGGAAAUUUUUGUCUCCAGGUUGUGCUCCCAGGAAGAAAAUUGUUUUUUUCCUGCCCUGCAUAAAAAUUCCACUCGAAAUUUUCAUCGACAUACCAUGUUUUGUCUCCUUCUCUAGUCUGCUAACAACAGAAAAUGUUUAGAAUCUAUCAGGUAUUGUAUAUUAGUAUUUCAUAACCAGAUAACCUUGUCAUACAGUAGAAAGCUAGGUUUAGCAUUUUGUGAGUGUUUACACAUUAUUUUUCUUAUUUCUGUGUUAAAGGGAGUUCUCAAACUGUUGGUAUUAGUAUUUCUGACGUUGACCAUUAACUUACUGAGACAUUGUAUUAUUACAGAACACUCCUGAUGAGCAUCCAGACAAGCCUGGGUUGAUAAAAGCCAUCGAAGUCAUGACGAUUGCAGCCAAUGAUGUGAAUGAAUUUAAGAGAAGAAAAGAAUUAGGUGAGAAUGCGAACUAACCGAGCAUUUAUAGUGAAUAGCUCUCUCAGUUCUAAACUGUUUCUCCUAGAGAUCCAGUAAGAGUCAUCUCUUAUUGAUUCAAUGUUACUACAGAAGGGAACCUAAACGAACUUUAUUUUUACUGGAUAGCUCUGUCAGUUCUAAACUGUUCUUCCUAGAGGUCCAGUAAGAAUCAUCUCUUAUUGGCCCAGUGUUACUACAGGAGGAAACAUAAACUAAACUAACUUUAUUUAUACUGGAAAAUUUAUCAGUGUUGAACUGUUUUCCUUAUAGGUCCACGUAAUGAAAACAUACGUAUAUAAUACAACGAUUCUUCUAUUAUUAUUUAGUACAAAAAUAUCAGAAGGUCGAGGAGUCGGGAUUGUCAACGAAAUUUCAGAAAUUCACUUGGCACUCUGUUGUGAAGAAAUCUUCAAGAUUCAAUCAAAGAAUAACGCAGUUGACUGGUCUUGUUUCCCAGGUCAGCGUUUCGCACUGUUUGCCGCCCAAACGUGUAACGUUUGAAACGUAAACAUACGCGAUAAAACCGUCAAGCUUUCAUGGUUGAACGCAAAUGAUAAUAUUAUUGUGAUACCCAACUAAACGUUUCUGAAUCUUUGUUUUUUUUUACCUAUUUAGACAGUGGAUCAAAAAUUCAACGAAAAUGAGAAAUUGUUUUAUCAGAUUGAGAAAACUGCGAAAAACUUUACGAAGAACAUCGCGCAAUAUAUCGAACAGUUUGAGGUAUGGAUUUUAACGCGGGUCUGGCCUUACAUCUCCCAUCAAUACUACCGUUCCCAACAUUACCCUCACCAUAACCAUCACCAUCACUGCUAUCAGUGUUAUCACCAUCAUCACCAACCCCAUGGACACCACCAUCAUCAUCAUUACUACCAUCAUCAUUCUUUACCACCAUCAUGAUCACCACCACAUCAUCACCACCAUCACCAUCAUGAUCACCAACACCAUGGGCACCACCAUUAUCAGCACAUCGUCACCACCACCAUAAUCAUCAUCACAACCAUUAUCAUGAGCAUCAUCAUCAUUGCCACCAAUUUCACCACCACUACCAUCAUCACCACCACCACCACCAUCAUCACCACCACCACCACCAUCAUCGUUUUAACGAAACUCCCAUAAUUUCCUUCCAUUCAUAAUAUAUAUUUCUAGGAUGUCCACGAGAACCAACUUCAGACUUGUGAGAACAUUACUGACUUCAGUAAAGAUAAUGCGACAGCGAAGGAUAUCCAAGAAUACAAUGCAGCACAAAGAUUUAUUGGAGAGGAUCUCGUAAAUAAACUGGUAUAUAUUGCAAACUAAACUAAAUUUUGUUCAAACUGGAUAGUUCAAUAUUUCAAACAAAAUACUUUGCAAUGUGAUUUUUCAUUUUCUAGAAACAUGUCCUAGAUGAGGAAGUGCUAUCACCAUUGAAUACUCUGAUCAAUCUAUUCCAAGGCCCUCACAGACUGAUUCAGAAAAGACAUGAUAAAUGUUUAGAUUAUGAUAGCUGGUCCAAUAAGGUGGAGAAAAUAAAAGACCGUGAAAAGUGGAGACAGGUAUUGUAUGGAGAUUAAUACCUGUGAGCUCUAUACAUAUAUAUCCCAGGGCGCGAAAUAACGGCCGGUCAACGGACAAUGUCCGGCCAGAAUGCGGAAUUGUCAAAUUCUUACCUUGCCGGUCAUUUUGACCGGUUACUUUUGGUAAAAGAACAAACAACUAAUCUUCAUUUGAAUUAAUAAUCAAAACAAAGUUGUCAAGCAUUAUAAUUAAGGACCAUAACAUGUUGUCCAAUAUCUUGCGGGAAAAGAACUUCAAUGUACGGCAGCUUUCCCACGCAGUACGUCACAAUGGCCAUGCUUUUGGCUUAAGAGUUAAUUAAGGCCAUUGUUUUAGCGCAGUGCAAGUUGUUUUAUGUGAAGGAGUUUUUAAUUACUGAUUACAGUAAGGCUUUUUGUAAUGCUAUACUGGGAAUACUGGGAAAAUAGUCACAUUUUUAGGGGUAUACUUUACUAGGCUUUGCUUUAAGCUGAAUAAUACGACCGGCUAGAAAUACGGUAUGUCCGAGCUAAAAUUGAGUUGGCCGGUCACCUUGACCGGCGUCCCUCCAGCCGUUAUUUCGCGCCCUGAUAUCCGGAGCGAGAACUUCAGUCAUUCGGCCUAUGAGAAAAGUGAACGCAAGAUGGUAGAAUUGACGCCCAAUAGCUAUGAACAGCGUAAACAGUUUUAAUUCAUCAGUUUUGCAUUGUGCACUUUUACUCCGCAUGUCUUACAACAAAUUCUAGCUAAUAUAUGUAGUCGAACUGCAAUGUAAAGUGAUAAAGAAAGAGUAAGGGCAAAGAGAAAAACACUCUGCAUUGAUUAGGCGUGCUUCAGGAAAUAUAUGCGAUUGUUUAUGUAACUCGUAAAAGGGUCAAGAUGGCGCCAUAUGGGGGGAAAAGGUGGCGUAUUGCACUUGUCAUAUCUUCGUGACCCCAACUUUUUUUUCUAUUUUUACUAUGAGCAUAUGAUAAACUUCACCCCUGGGAAGUUUCAGCAAAUUCUUAUUUCCACUGAUGAAUCACCUCUAUACCAUUUUCCCCAGGAUGUUCACUUUGGAACAACUUGUAACAAGUCUGUUGAGGUCAGCAACCUUGUAGUAAGUUGUCAACAAGGCGUUGGCAACUCGUUAACAAAGCUGGGAACAAGCAGUGCGAACACAUCCUGUUGAUAAGUUGUUGGAACACCAUUGCUACCAGUCUGCUUCAGGUUAUUACAAGCUUACAGCAAACUUGCUACAUGGUUGAUGACUCAACGGACUUGUUACAAGUUGUUCCUGCUACUCCUCGUCGUCCUACAAAAUUAGAGAGUUUGAGCGAGAGAACGAAGUCGGACGACGAAAACGUAGUUAACAAUUUUUGCCUGUCUUGCACAUUACAUUGCGCAUUCUGACUUUAGAGUCAGGGGUGAAGACAGAUUAUAGAUUCAUGUCUAGCUGUUUAAGAAUGUUGACUCAAAUCCUUACCCUCAUCAGGACAAAACAGCGAGACAUGAGUCCAUAUCCCGUCUUCGUUCUUCUGCCUUCGUUCACAACGAAUAUUUUGGCAAAUUCGACGUGAACUUCGUAAUGCACGAAGGUAGAAGAACGAAGACGGAAUGUAGUUUCAUGUCUCGCCAAGAAUCAGCCAAUCAGGGUCAGUAUUCAUAAACAGCGACACAUGGGAAGGUACGUUGAGCAACCACCAGUGACGUCCAACUCAGUAUGCGCAAGAUAAUGUGCAGACGGGAAAAUUGUCAAGUAUGCCUUCGUCUUCGUACUUCGUUUUUCUUGCUCAAACUCUCUAAUCACAAUUCAAUAACGUGUUAAAAGGGGCAUUUCGUUAAUUUUCAUAAAUUUGUCUGUAUUUUCAUUUACAGGCAAAAGAUGAAUUGGAAUUUGCAAAGAAGAACUACGAAGCAUUAAAUGCACAACUUUUAGACGAACUCCCUGUUUUCAACAGCAAGUCAUUAAAAUUUCUACAGACCUGUAUCACUAAUUUUGCCUGUGUGCACAAGAACUUCUUUGCCGAGGCGCUCGAUCAAUUUAGUCCAUCUGUGCAGGUAAGUAUUGUCCCUUUCGUGUCCACAUUAGAGAGGUCCAAAUGUACUUUAAUUUCGUCACUUUAAUUUUUCAGCUUUCUGUGGUAAACGCAGGGAGCGUGAACAUCAUCGCAGACUUCUUCUCGCAGAAUAAAGUUGCGUCUCACGACGUAUUUCAACUUGCAUUUACGCCAAAGAAAUCUCUCACUCUGACCAGGCCUGUGGGCCCUAAUGUUAGCCCGGUAUGUUUUUUUUAUGUUUAACUUUAUUUAUACCGGAUAGCUCUAUCAGUUCUAAACUGUUCUUCCUAGAGGUCCAGUAAGGAUCAUCUCUUAUUGAUCCAGUGUUACUACAGGAGGAAACCUAAACUAAACUAAAUUUAUUUAUACUGGAUAGCUCUAUCAGUUCUAAACUGUUCUUCCUAGAGGUCCAGAUUAGGGGCAUCCCUUAUUGAUCCAGUGUUACUACAGGAGGAAACCUAAACUAAACUAAAUUUAUUUAUACUGGAUAGCUCUAUCAGUUCUAAACUGUUCUUCCUAGAGGUUCAGAUUAGGGGCAUCCCUUAUUGAUCCAGUGUUACUACAGGAGUAAAACUAAACUAACUUUAUUUAUACUGGGUAGCUCUAUCAGUUCUAAACUGUUCUCCAUAGAGGUCCAGUAAGGGUCCUCUCUUAUUGAUCCAGUGUUACAGUAGAAGGAAAUCUGAAGUAAACUAACUUUAUUGACAUUGGAUAGCUCUAUCUGAGAAUGUUUAAAUUGCUUCAAAAACGAUCGAUCUAUUCAAAAAAUACGUUGUGUAAGUCGAGAAAUCAAACUUAAAGUUUAUGCAAAUCAAGGGAAAUCUCUAUCACAUAUAAAGAUACGACACGCUUAUGAUUUUCUUUGUUUUCCUCAUGAAUUAUUAAUGAGUUUUUUAACAAAGUUUAAGUAUUUUGUUGUUCUCUACAAAGAAUUAAUAUACAAAAAUAUUUCUCACCAUAAAUCUGUGGCAAAGCUAGCCAUGGCAACUGGUCAUGCUAUUCUAGUAAACCUACAUCUAAAUAGGCUAAAAACUAUUUUCAUAUUGUUCUGACACUGCAAUCGAGCAACGAAAAAUUCGUUGGCUCGAGUGGGAUUUGAACUCGCAUCUUCGGGUAUCUAGACCGCCGCUCUACCCAUUGAGCUAUCGAGUCAACGGGGAUUGGUAACGAGUCUUAUCCAAUUUAAGUGCACGAAAUAUUUUCGUGACGACUUACGCUUGUCUUAGAGGACGCGCAGUGUUUCAAUUCUAUUUCACAACCACCCUCAGAGAUACGAAAAACUAGUUUCAUAUUAUUCUGACACUGCAAUCGAGCAACGAAAAAUUCGUUGGUCAAUCCCCAAUGACUCGAUAACUCAAUGGGUAGAGCGGCGGUCUAGAUACCCGAAGAUGCGAGUUCAAAUCCCGCUCGAGCCAACGAAUUUUUCGUUGCUCGUUUGCAGUGUCAGAAUAAUAUGAAACUAGUUUUUCGUAUCUCUGAGGAUGGUUCUGAAAUAAAUAGGUUAAAGACAAUGCAUUUGUAAAGUGUUGAACAAUGCAAAUGAUUGGAAAUUUGCAUAGCAUGACCUGUUGCUCUGACUAGCUUUGCCACUGCCAUAAAUGGACCAUUCCCCAAUUAACCAAAAUUUUGAACUCAACAAGUCUAGACAAAAAUUUCAUCACAGCUUGACAGAGCAUCACAAAAUUAGUAAUAUUCCAAAGUUUCGUUGCGAAAUGUUGUAAAAUGCGGAUAAUAUAGCCUUGCGAAGUUUGCAAUUUUCAGUCAUUUUAGAUUACAAACGGGAAAUGGUUACCACUUCUGUGCGUAAUACAAAAUGACUGAAAAUUACAAACUAUAUUAUCCGCAUUUUACAACAUUUCGCAACGAAACUUUGGAAUAUUACUAAUUUUGUGAUGCUCUUUCAAGCUGUGAUGGAAUUUUGUCUAGACUUGUUGAGAUCAAAAUUUUGGUUAAUUGUGGAAUGGUCCAUUGUACAACAAUAUUAAAAUAUCAAAAACAUCAAAUUAAUAAGGUAUAAAUGUUUCCAACUUGUUAGGCGAGCGCAUCUGGAAAUUCAACUUAUAUUGUGAAGUACGCUUUCAAUGCAGAAGCACCAACCGAACUUUCUGUAAACAGUGGUGACAUCGUUAGGGUACUUCAAUACCAUGAUGCAUUUGGUCACAGUGAAUGGUGGAAGGUUGAACACAAUGGUAAAAUAGGGUUUGUACCAUCAAGCUUUCUGGCACCGUAUAAUACCAUUAGUAUGGUAUCACUAACUGGUAAUACCAAUAUGGUAAGGCCUGGACAAACUAAUAUGGUAUCAAAACCUGGUCAAACCGGUAUUAGAUAUGAUCAGACCAGUAUGCUACCAAAUGCUGGUCAAAGCAGUAUGGUACCAAGUUCUGGUAAAACUAUUAUGGUACCAAAUACCAGUCAAACCCACCUGGUACUAAAAUCUGGACGAACUGGUAAUGGUAGUGUGGUGAACAUGGCCGACCACCUUGUGAAGUAUGACUUUGAGUCGCAUGGUCCCAGUGAGUUGGGCGUGGUCACAGGUGAACUGGUCAGGGUGGUAAAAGAAAGCGAUGUUUCUGGGAGCAAUGAAUGGUGGCUUGUGGAAGCCAGAGGAGAACAAGGGUAUGUACCAGCAUCGUAUUUGGUUAAAAGAGAAUGA